CCUUAAAGGAUGGCCUCUUCAGAUCUGGAACAAAUAUGCUCUUAUAUUAAUGAAAAGAUUGGCAAUAUUAAAAAAUUUCUGUCUUUAAGGAACUGUGGUCAAGAACCUACCUUGAAGACUAUAUUAAAUAAAAUAGGAAAUGAGAUCAUGGUAGUAAAUGAACUUCUAAAUAAAUUGGAAUUGGAAAUUCAAUAUCAAGAACAAACUACUAAGUCACUCAAGGAACUCCAUGAAUCUCUUGAAGAAGAUUAUAAAGAUGUGGAGCAUCUCAAAGAAAACAUUCCUCCCCAUUUGCCUCAAGUAACAGUAACCCAGAAUGUUGUUAAAGGAUCAGAUCUUGACCCUGAAGAACCUGUCAAAGUUGAGGAACCUGGAGCCACAAAGAAGCCCCCCAAAGAGCAAAGACAUAUUAAAGAAAUGCCAUUUAUAACUUCUGAGGAGUUUAAUGGAAUUCCUGCGUACAUGAAAUCCCGCUUAACCUAUUGUCAAAUUAAUGAUGUUAUUAAAGAAAUCAACAAAGCAGUAGUUAGUAAAUAUAAGAUUCUACAUCAACCAAAAAAGUCUACUAUGAGUACUGCGGUCAGAAAUCUCUAUCACAGAUUCACUGAUGAAGAAACAAAGGACACCAAAGGUCAUUAUUUUAUAGUGGAAGCUGACAUAAAGGAGUUCACAGCUUUGAAAGUUGACAAGAGGUUUCAUGUCAUACUGAAUAUCUUACGACACUGCCGGAGGCUGUCCGAGGUUCGAGGGGGAGGACUCACCCGAUAUGUUAUAACCUGAGGCCCUGUGAGCUUUUGAACCAGCCAGCAGU
This is a messenger RNA of Molossus molossus (Pallas's mastiff bat), 811 nucleotides long. Its product is annotated as spindle and kinetochore-associated protein 1-like. Gene Ontology annotation, biological process: mitotic cell cycle; regulation of microtubule polymerization or depolymerization; cell division. The transcript has a single exon. Gene Ontology annotation, cellular component: mitotic spindle; outer kinetochore; spindle microtubule. Gene Ontology annotation, molecular function: microtubule binding. The record is from RefSeq and is a predicted model, not a curated record. Bases 10 to 780 code for a protein of 256 amino acids. NCBI's taxonomy places the organism in Eukaryota, Metazoa, Chordata, Mammalia, Chiroptera, Molossidae.